UAUUCAGUGAUCGUGUGCGUUGCCCGGCGCACAGGGUCGCUAAGGGGGCGGGACCGCUGUUGUUUGUAAAUAAAAAGUUUUCCGUAUUUCGCGACAGCGCUACCCUGACGACUUAGCUACUCGAGCCAUGAAUUCUGUCCUACAGAAGAUUUUUUUACCUUAUAAAUGUAUAAAGCAUAUUAUAGAAUUACGAAUUGAGCGAGUAUGAUUCUUGCUGGGUCGGACCAUUUUCUGACGGUAUCGGUCGAGACAGCGGCGUUUCUCGGUGCUGUCGCAGGAUUCGGGGCUCUCCUGCUGGUUCUCUUCCUUUACUUGUCACGGAAAUGGUGUUUCACAUCUUCCCCACCUGCUACUUACUUUGGUGGCGUGUGCGUACCUUUUUGCCAGUCUAAUAACAGCUCGUCAUCCCAACUCAGCACGAAUCUUGGCAAAACAUUGGAUUUUCAUUCGGAUGUGGAGACAAGUUCAGAAUCUGAGGAGGAAGCAUUGCGUCAGCCUAAUUUUGGAUCUCAUCUCUCACGUGACAGCCUUGCCAUAACAGCAGAUGGUCCCGGGGCAACAGAUGUUGGAAAGGUAUUGAGCUGCGGUGGUACAGAAGAGAAAUCACUUCUGGAUCGGCAACAGUGUGUAGUUGAAGUGGGUACCCCCAAUGUGAUUGGAACCGAAGAAAUGGACAUUAAAGAUAAAAGGGAAGAGGAAAAUAAAGCAGACCUGCAGCAAUGUUUGAAUCAUCACAAGGAAUCUCCUGUACCGAUUCAAGCGGAGGAAAUUCACAGCUUGGAGGUGGCGUUGAUAUACGACGCGCCGAUGCGUGAAAUGACGGUUCAAGUGCUGCAAGGACGGAAUUAUCCGAAUAUGAUAGGUGGUAGUCAGGUUCGUUUGGUUUUGUUGCCAUCUAAGAAACAGAGACGCAAAACAAGAGUCCGUCAAGGGACUACGCCGCAAUACAUGGAAAGCUUUCUGCUACAUCGUGUUAAUCCUGAAGACGUGAAUGGGAUGGGUGUCAGGCUGAGGGUGUACUGGUGGACUGGGCGUAUACGGAGGGAGAGAUUGCUUGGAGAGGCAAGGGUUUCUUUUGACCAAAUAAAUCUGCAAUUGGAAACCACACUGUGGCUACCCUUGCAACGCCCACCCCAAUCUUUAUCCACGGUGCAGGAUUGGGGAACAAGUGGUAGCUUGACCCGCAGCGAUUCCAUGGGUUCGCAACAAUCUGUUCGAUCGUACAUUACCCCGCCCUUGGUACCGCUUUACGGUAACGGAAUGAGAGGUGGAAGCAUAGCGGAGAUCUUACUUGGUCUCGCCUACAACGGGACGACUGGACGAUUAUCUGUGGAAAUAAUCAAGGGGUCGCAUUUUCGAGGGGGCGGCGGCAAUGACGCUAGACCGCCGGACACUUAUGUCAAACUGGCUCUGGUAGACAGCAACGCUUGUGAAUUGGGUCGAUCGAAAACCGGUAUUAAACGGGCGCAACCCAAUCCACUUUACAAGGAAACAUUUGUAUUUCAGGUUGCCUUGUUUCAAUUGGGGGAUGUAACUCUCUUUUUAUCCGUCUACAAUCGUCGCAGAGGCGGCAUGGGACGAAAGGGACGUGAGAUGAUAGGUUGGCUUUGCCUGGGACUAAACAGCUCGGGACCGGAAGAAUUGCAACACUGGAACGACAUGCGAAUUGCUCGUCAAGCAACAUUCAAUGCUCAAGUACAGCGAUGGCACGCCUUGUUACGACCUUGAGCAAAAUCACGAAUUCUAGGGAUCAUAGGUAUACGACGAUUCGGGCCGUAUUGUUUCUCACAUCAAAUAGUAAUGAUACACUGCCGUGUGCCGGUUCUUUUUUUUUUUUUUUUUUUUCUUUAGGCAGGCGACUGACGGACGACUACAAAGUCGAUGCAGGAAUAAUGCUAUAAUACUAAUGACUUAAACUCGUGUACACGUUUGAGAGCCUAAUUUUCGUAUUAUACACUUGCACACGGAAGACACAAAAUAAUGGUAGUCUCAGUUGGUUCCUGAUUCCAUCUUGGAUGUAUACCGUUGGUAAUUUUUAUGACAUUCUACCUACAAAUACUCUAUGAAUUCUACUUACAGAAAGUUACACGUUCCAAAAUUCCAAGCCAUUGAUAGCUACGGCGUAUGCUCGGCUGUUUCUAUUUAUUUGUGCCUCCUAGUCACUCAGAUAGUACACCACGUAUUUAAAGAUCACUAUUUAAGCAAUCUAAAUGUUGUACAUUAAUUUGUUAUUAAGGAUUGUUUUAUACCGCUAUGCUGCUUGAAAUUUCGUCUAUUUCGAAAAUUAUAUGUGAAAUAAUGUAAAAUUUUUAUUCGUAACCUGCUGCAUUCAAUGUGUCCGAUAAUCAAAGAUACGUGCUAGGGUGUUCGUUAAGGUCAUUUUUGAUUGUCGAGCGGCUCACUCCCCAAACCGAUUCCAAAUAAUUUAAAAAUAAUUCCCUCAUCUUUUACAGGAUUUUCAUAGCAACUCUAACCUGUACCUGCAAGAGGUUUGAUUUCCCCAUUUAACCUUUUCAGGGGCACAUUAAAUCUACCAAACGGAUGUCGAUAAAACUUGGUAUAGGGUGAUUUCAUUGGUCACUGAUAACGAAUUUUAACUCAAAAUUUAAAAAUUGAAAAUGGUGGAUCCAAUAUGGCUCAUCGAAUGACUUUUAGUACUUUGGUCCGCCAUGGUGGAAUUUUGAUAUUUUGAUUACAGAUUCGUAAUCAGUGACCCCAGAAACCCUCCUAUACAAAAAUUUUUUCGAAAUCUGUUCGGUAGAUUCAAUGUAGGUGAUAGGGGGAUAGCCCCGAACAGUCGCAAAAACGACAUAGUUAUGAUGUAUAUAUGUCGUUUUUGCAAAUGUCCAGGCCUGCCCCUGAAAGGGUUAGAUGGGGAACUCCACCCUCUUGCGAGCAAGGGAUAAAGUUGAGAUGAAAAUCUGAAAUAAUUAGGUAAUCAUUUGUGAAUUAUUUUAAGCGAAUUUGGGGGUCGACCUGGUGGAAAAUAAAAAAUGACCUUUUUAAGAACCACCCUAUUACACGCAUACGCUAUCUGUAACAUUUGCAAGAAGUAGCUAUUUUAUUCACAGUACCGGAUACAAAUUUACGCCAGGUCAUUGAAAGAAAAAGAAAAAAUCAGUUACAUCAUGUGGAAGAUCUUCUAUGCGAAAUUUAACCUGAUAAGUUUUGACACAUUAGUAACUCACUUGUACGAUAAACACUAUAAAUACUAAGCAGAUAGCACUGGUAUAGCUGAUACAAGAUUUCAGAUUUAACGAUGUUACGAGCGUUUCUGGAACAUAGAGGUCGCGGUAGAGCAGAUGAUAUUGUAACAUCUGG
This is a messenger RNA of Neodiprion fabricii, 3321 nucleotides long. It is a transcript of the gene Syt14, whose product is annotated as synaptotagmin-14. The record is from RefSeq and is a predicted model, not a curated record. The transcript has 8 exons. Bases 205 to 1728 code for a protein of 507 amino acids. NCBI's taxonomy places the organism in Eukaryota, Metazoa, Arthropoda, Insecta, Hymenoptera, Diprionidae.